This is a messenger RNA of Mytilinidion resinicola, 1727 nucleotides long. Its product is annotated as 5-methylthioadenosine/S-adenosylhomocysteine deaminase n1. The transcript is spliced from 2 exons. Gene Ontology annotation, molecular function: deaminase activity. The record is from RefSeq and is a predicted model, not a curated record. Gene Ontology annotation, cellular component: cytosol. NCBI's taxonomy places the organism in Eukaryota, Fungi, Ascomycota, Dothideomycetes, Mytilinidiales, Mytilinidiaceae. Bases 1 to 1509 code for a protein of 502 amino acids.
AUGCCCUCUUCCAUCCUUCUGAAAAAUGGGACCGCUCUCCUCCAUGAUGGCAACGACCAUGUCCGUAGCGAGAAAACAGACAUUCUCAUCACUGGGAAUAAGAUUGCCAAAAUCGCCCCAAACAUCAACGUCGCCACCCUGCAAGAUGUCGACACCAUCGACUGCACCGACAAGAUUAUUAGUCCUGGCUUUGUCGAUACACACCACCACCUCUGGCAAACACAACUGAAGGGACGUCACGCGGACGAAUUACUCUUGGACUACAUGGUUACGGGCAACGCCCAAUCCUCCCAAUACACCGACCCCUCCAUCUUCUACGGCCAACUCGCCGGCUGCCUCGAAGCCCUAGCAGCAGGCACGACCUACAUCCUCGACCACGCGCACAUCGACUACUCCCCCACAGCCUCCAAGACCGCCCUCGCCGCCACCAUCUCCUCCGGCAUCCGCUCCACCUUCGCCUACACCCCCAUCUCCCGCGUUGUCUCCUGGACGCCCCUAACCACCUCCCCCACCCCCCUCGAACCCUGGGUCUUCCCCAACCUCACCAACCUCUCCGCCGCGCUCGCCGCCGGCUGGGGCGCCGCCCGCGUGCAACUCGGGCUGGGCUUCGACCUCUUCUUCCUCGGCCCCGCGCUUGUCACCAAGCUCUUCAGCCACGCCAAAGCCCUCGGCGUGACGACCAUCACCUCUCACUACGUCCGCUCCGCCCAGAUGUCCCUCGCCUCCCUACCUGAGACGAUGCGCGCGUUCGGCGUGUUGGACGAGCACAUCGUCCUCUCCCACGCCACCGGCUGCUCCUUAUCGGACGUGGAGCUGAUCACGGCCGCCGGCGCGCACGUCAGCUCUACGCCCGCGACCGAGCUGCAGAUGUCGCUUGGGACGCCGGUCGCGUGGCGCGAGGACAUCCCCGGGAUCCACGACUCGUGCAGUCUAGGGGUGGACUGCCACAGCGCCGUUUCCGGGUCGAUUGUCGAAGCGAUGCGGCUGGGGCUGCAAGCUGCGCGGGGACAGCGGAAUCAGCGGUUUGAGGCAAGGGGAGUGACGCCGACGGGGCUGCAUGAGGCGAUGCGGGUGGAGCGGGCGUUUAACCUGGGGACGAUUAUGGGGGCGAGGGCGGUAAGGAUGGAAGGUAGGAUUGGGAGUUUGGCGGAGGGGAAGCUAGCGGAUGUGGUGGUGUUUGAUGCGCUGAGUCCGGCGAUGGUCGGGGCGGGGCAGCAGGACGCGGUGGUGGCGGUGGUGAUGCAUUCGAGUCCAGCGGAUGUGGAGAUGGUGAUUGUGGAUGGGGUUGUUAGGAAGAGGGAUGGGAAGUUGGUGGAUGUAGUGGUGGAUGAGGUGGCGAGGGAUGUUGUAGGGAGGGAAAAGCUGGGGUGGGGAGACGUCGCGAAAGAGAUUGUGAGGUCCAGGGAGGAGAUUCAGGGGAAGAUUGAGAAGAUUGAUUUUGUGGAUAGUAAGGAGAGGUUGGUGAAGUCGUUUCAUGUGGACCAGAGUAAGGUAGUUGACGAUGUUUGAGGGAUGGGAGAUGGGGGUUCGUAAUGUGAUGGGAUGUGGACUAAUUGAAACAAGUGCACGAGGCUGGGCUAUGUCUUACAAUGCCUCGUCAUAGAAAUUCGUACACUCGUUUACCGCUGCAUGAAGAGCUUCAGAGUAUUUUCGGCAUUCUAGAUAAGAAAGAAACUCGGCAUUUUCAACAACUAGCAAACUCGCGAGACUACCCCAGACAUGCCAAC